Trichechus manatus latirostris (Florida manatee) is the source of this 607-nucleotide messenger RNA. It is a transcript of the gene GPX4, whose product is annotated as glutathione peroxidase 4. Gene Ontology annotation, cellular component: nucleus; mitochondrion. The transcript is spliced from 7 exons. Lineage: Eukaryota; Metazoa; Chordata; Mammalia; Sirenia; Trichechidae. The record is from RefSeq and is a predicted model, not a curated record. Gene Ontology annotation, biological process: response to oxidative stress. Gene Ontology annotation, molecular function: glutathione peroxidase activity; phospholipid-hydroperoxide glutathione peroxidase activity.
CGCCGCCAGCGUGAUGAGCUUCAGCCGUCUCUGCCGCCUGCUGAAGCCGGCGCUUCUGUGCGGAGCCUUCGCCGUGCCCGGCCUGGCCAGCACCAUGUGCGCGUCCCGGGAUGACUGGCGCUGCGCCCGCUCUAUGCACGAGUUCUCGGCCAACGACAUCGACGGGCACAUGGUGAGCCUCGACAAGUACCGGGGCUUCGUGUGCAUCGUCACCAACGUAGCCUCACAGUGAGGCAAAACAGAUGUAAACUAUACUCAGCUCGUCGACCUGCACGCCCGAUACGCUGAGUGUGGUUUACGGAUCCUGGCCUUCCCCUGCAACCAGUUCGGGAGACAGGAGCCAGGGAGUAACGCUGAGAUUAAAGAGUUCGCCGCUGGCUAUAACGUCAAAUUCGAUAUGUACAGCAAAGUCUGCGUGAACGGGGACGACGCCCACCCGCUGUGGAAAUGGAUGAAAGUCCAGCCCAAGGGGCGGGGUAUCCUGGGAAAUGCCAUCAAAUGGAACUUCACCAAGUUUCUUAUCGACAAGAACGGCUGUGUGGUGAAGCGGUACGGCCCCAUGGAGGAGCCCCUGGUGAUCGAAAAGGACCUGCCCUGUUUCCUCUAG